Brassica rapa (field mustard) is the source of this 8889-nucleotide messenger RNA. Its product is annotated as protein KINESIN LIGHT CHAIN-RELATED 3. NCBI's taxonomy places the organism in Eukaryota, Viridiplantae, Streptophyta, Magnoliopsida, Brassicales, Brassicaceae. Gene Ontology annotation, molecular function: protein binding. The record is from RefSeq and is a predicted model, not a curated record.
ACUUACUUCUGAAAAUUAAUUGUAAACUGCAUAAAUUUUAUAAAUAAUUUUAUUUAUCUCAAAUACUAUUGAUCAAUAAGGUAUAGUUAAUACUCCAUCCGUUGGUUUUACAUGAUCUUUUGGAACUAUAUUUUUGUUCCAAUAUAUGUGACGUCUUCCAAAAAUCUAUGUAAAAUAUAGCAAUAGUAGCUUUAUUUACCCUUUACAUUAUUCAUUCUAGUUAACAAAUUCAAUUCAUCUACCUUCUACGUUAGUUAAUGAAAGAGGAUAGUAAAGGAAAUAUAUAAGAUGUCUUGUUUUAUGUGAAAAGCCAUAGAACAUCAUAUAUAUAAAAACAGAGAUAGUAACAAUUUAAGACAUUUCAAUCACUUUCUUAAUCAAUGUGACACUUAUUAAACAUAUAUAGAGAAUUUAUUUAUUUUUGUCUCAAAACUAGCAUUCCAAGCUGUAAAUCAGAAUAAUAGCUUUCAUUAUUAUCCCCACUCAUUAAUAAAGCAAAAAAAAAUACAUAAACAAAAAGAAACUCGUCAGUUGAAUGCUCUCUUUCUCUCGACAUCGAUCAUGGUGUCCCCACCGUCGCAACUGCCGGUGAAGACCAAAUCACAGUGAACCUUCUCCAUCAACACUCUUAACAUUCAAAACCGUAAAUUAUAGAUGUAAAUUUUGAAUAUUUCAGAUUGAAAAUUCAAAUUAGAGUUAUUUGGUUGGAAAUUUGGGAUUUUCUCCUCGUGACUUUGAUUUUCGAAAAAUUAUGAGAGUAGUAGUGGAUGCUCUAAGAUUCAUCUCUCAAUUUCUUAUUUGUUAUACUUGAUUUGUUCAUUCUUAUUUUGAUAUGUAAAUUUGGAUUGUGAGGUACCAUAACGAAGUCAUGUUUAACUAGUGGUUUGUGAACUUUUUGAUUUAAUAAAGUCCAUUAUAUGUUUGAAUUCGUUGUUUUACUUAUUAGGAUUUCACAUAUUGCUUGUGAAAUUUUGUGGUUUUGUAGAUUUCAAAAGGAUAUAUAAAGGUCUUAGAAAAGCAUUCCAGAGGAUUCGAUAGGAGAUUCAUUCCCUACCAGACUAGCACUACGUAAGUUAAAGUAUCUUAUUGGUUUAGAGCCGAGCAAAGCAGUAUCAAUAAACCAAUAUUUAAAUGUUGGUUAUAUCAAUACUGUUAAGAGGAUUCUCAAACGAAAAGAGCUCAAGAGAAUCUGAGAGACAUUUAUAUGAUAUGUGAUCAAACUCAGUGAGAGGAAUUUAAAAUUAUUAGGGAAGAUACUCCAUGCCUUUCUCAGUAGAUGCAUCACAACAAUGAAGAAAAAUGAAGUGCGGUUUCAUUUUGGAGCUCAGCCAUUAAGAUUCUCCAUUAGGGAGUUUCACAUGAUGACUGUAGAGUUGUAAAAUGUGUUCGUCACGUCUAUUAGCAUAUAUCUAUUUAUCCACUUAUUGUUUGUGGGCUUAGACUGGCCAUGUCCAUUAAAGACCGAACCCACUAACACUCAUAUUUUUAUGGGCUGUCAUGGGUCCAUAAUGGACCAUAUAUGAAGUUUUUAAAUUUUAAUUUAUAAACCUAGAAGUACAUAUACAAGUUCAUAAAAUUAAAGUUUAUCCAUAAAUCAAUUAGUAUAACAAUACUUAAGUUCAAAAGAAACACAUAAAUAACAUAAAUUCAUACAUAAUUUCAUAACUCAUAAGUUCAAACUCCAUAAAUCUAUUAGUAUAACAAUACAUAAGUUUAAAAAAAAACACAUAAAUAGCAUAAAUUCAUACAUAAUCUCAUAACUCAUAAGUUCAAACUCCAAAAAUGUAAUAAAUGCAUACCUAAGUUCAUAUAAGAAGCAUAAGUACACAUAAGUCUAAGCUCAUUUCUUAUCUUCUCUUCCAUCUUCCUCCAAGUCCAGUUCAUCACCUAAGCAAACAGUCACACACAAGCAAUUCAUCACAAGUCCAAAAGCCAAAGUGAAACCCAUAAACCAUUCAAAACAAAAGAAUCACAUUUUAUCUCUAAAUCACAAUACUGGUCACAUCAGAACUAAACUCAAUUCACCAAUAAUACAAAAUUAACCACAAGAAAAUUGGCUACUAGAAACACAUAAACAACGCAUAGUCUAAAACUCUGAAAUAGUUGCACUAUAAUGUAGCUCAUUACACAAGACAUGAAAACAAUCGACAACAAAACCUUAACUAACUGAUUUGGUUGUCAUAUUCAGAUAUUAUCAUCAAUAUGCAAUAGUGUCAUCGCUUAAUUUACUAGUUUAAAGCGAGUAUCAGUAAGUUGCAUGUUCCUAACCUAUUCACAUACUGAUCAUCUAACCAAAUUCAAAAAUAAAGAACUUACACAUGAACUCAGACUUGACAUGUUUCCUUAGCUUCUUCUCCAACUUCCUCCAAGGGUUCAAAACUCACUUCAUCACCUAAGCAAAUUUGAUUAUCAGUUUCAAGUACAAAGAUAACCAAAUUCAAAGAUAAAGAUGAAAAGAACUUACACUUUACAUUGAUUAACAAUGCUAUAUAACCAUUGUCCAAGACAUUUUAAACUAGUAUAUUGCAACAGAGACUAGUAUAUAACCAAAGACUAAUCUAAGGGUUGCUAUCAAACACAUUAGGAACAAUCUAAUGAUCAAGGAACUUACAGUCUAAAGAGUCAAAUCCCAUUAGCCAAUUCAUUGCGCAAAUCAGUGUUCGAACAUUCGAAGGGAGAAGGCAUCUUAUAUAUUUGUUCAACACGCGGCUUCCAAUUCUGAAGGAUAAUUCUGAAGCAACUGUUGUGAUGGGUAUGCUCAAGACGUCACAUGCCAUUGAUGAGAGCUCCUUAAACCGAUUAUCAUUGUCUAUCCAAUAGGAGAGAACAUUAAAAUCUUGAAGGCUAUCAUGUCUAAAACAUGUUCUUCUAGGUACUUAUCCAUGGCUGAUUUCCCACUACCACCAGCAUUCUGUGAGAAGAAAGCGUAAUACCUAUGCAAACCGAAAUAAAAGUAGUAAUGAUCAGAACUUAAUGAACACAACGAUCAGACCUAAAUAAACACAGUAACGAACAAUGCAAUGAAACAAGCAAAGUAAGUAAAAAGCUUACAUCUUAUCCUGGUAAAGUGGUAUGUGUUGCAUGCUUUGAUCUUGAAGUUCCAGCCAUGGUUUUAUUUUUGUUCUUCUUGUAAACAUCAAACAACUUCUUCAGCUUCUUCCUAAUAUGAUCCAUUUUCGUCUUACUUGUGGCUGCAUCUAAAGUUGUGAAGCAAUAUUCCAGAAAUGUAAACUUCAGCUUUGGAUCAAGGACGGCAUCAAUGGCUAAGAUGUCACAAUACUCCUCUCAAUAAUUAUCGAACUUGAGCUUUACUGAAGACACCAUCUCACAAAUUACUUCAUCCCCAUUGAACUCAUUUGCUCUCAGCCAGUUCUCAAUCUUCCACACUUGCAUAAAAUAGAGAUUAGAUGUUGGAAAAGAAGAACCAGAAAUCAGAUUGGUCAUCUCAGCAAAUGGAGCCAAGAAAUCGCAAAUCAUUUAUGCCCUCUUCCACUUCUAUUCACUUGGACAGAAAUGAUAAGUUGCCUCAACUUCAGCAAGAUGGUGGAAGGCAUCUCUAUACAUGAUGUAUCUUUCUAUCAUACGAUGGGUGGAAUUCCAUCUUAUUGCUACAUCCAUAACCAACCCUGGCAACACACCAUUUCCUUUAGGUUCAAUAGCCACUGUUUCCACACAACUCUCAAACAAUUUCUCUCUAGAUUCAGUCACUUUUACAAACUUGAAACUCUCUCUUAUUUUCUCCAACGCUCCAUCAAUAACACUCAGUCCAUCUUGAACUAUCAAGUUCAAGAUAUGAGCAACACAUCUUACGUGGAAGUACACUCCAUUGUAUACCAAUUCUCUUUGAAGCUGCCUCUUGAGAAUGAAUUGCUUGUCAUUUGCUGAAGCAUUAUCGAUAGUGAUUGUGAAGACUCUCUACUCUAGCCCCCACUCUUUCAACAACUCCACUAUCUUCAUUGCUAUAGCACCACCAGUAUCAAGAGGAGGAAAUGCUUAAAAGCCGAGAAUGCUUGGCAUCAGACUCCAAUCUCCAUCUAUGUAGUGAGCCGUCAAAGUCACAUAUACUCUUCAACUGUAAGAGCUUUCCAUAUGUCAAUUGUUAAGCAAAACCUUCCUCGAAUUUCAUUCAAUUGUUGUCUCAGUUUCAGCUUCUCCUUCUCAUAUAUCUUCAAACAGUCGCUAGUAGCUGUAAUCCUACACCAGAACUCUAUACUAGGAUUCACAUAAAUAAGUGCUUCCCUAAUUCUUCUAUACUCAACAAAAGAGUAUGAUAAGUUAUGCUCAAUCAAGGCUACUACAAUCAACUCACGAAACACAUGCUGAUCUAUCUUUCUACCAGUUCCAGGUGUACCAGGGACAAGAUUCAAAGUACAGACUUUCAUAUGAUGCAAAAGACUCGAGGUUCAACUCCUACGCAGGUUUAAGCAGUAGUUGUGUUUGCAGAAUUUGCACUAGAUGUCAUUUGUGCCAUCUAAAUACUUCUCUCGUAUUAUAUUAUAAUGCUUCCAACAUUUGGAGUGUAUGUGUUUACCUCCUUUUUUAUGUGGGUUUCAGCUGUGCUCAUGAGAGUAUCCUCCACUCCUACUACUUUAUCUUCAUCUCCAUCUGAGUUUUGAUCCAUCAGCUCAUCCCCACUCAUGUAGUAUAUGUCAUUUAGGUUCAUAAUAUACUCCUUGUCCAUCCAGAAACAAAAAAAAAAACAAAAAAACAAAAAAACAAAAAAAAUGAUUUCAUAAACUUAUCAAGUAAACAAGCAAUGAAAAUUUAUAAAUCCAUAGCUUAACUUAUCAAGCAGACCUAUCAAACCAAACAAACUCAUAUUUUAGUGAUUUCAAUGACUAAACUCAUAUACCAGAAAAUGAUUGCAGUGACUAAAGUUAAUAAGUUAAACUAAAUCUCAACGAUUUAAGUGUGAUUGGGUUUGAUUAUUGUUGUUGUGAUUGGAUUUGAUUGUUUGUGUAGAUAUAUGAAGUAUGUGUUGUUAUUGUUUGUUUUAAUGUUUUUGAAUUUUGUUUUUUUUUGUGGUUUAUUAUUGUUCAUUAUGUAUAACAAAUUUUAUUAGUGAUCGUUUGAUGAUCUUUUUGUUUUCACUAUUUCUAGAUAUAGAUUUCAAGUCAUUUUAAUGUCUAAUUGAAAAGAGAAAUAAAACAAAAAACUACGAAGAUAAAAAAAAAUGAAAUUUUGAAGAUAUCAAAAACAAUCUUUUUGGGACGAGUAUAACAAAGUGAAGAAGGACCCGAUCUUCAGCCAAAUUGUGGAGAUCAAUGACCAUAGUUUUGGGACUUUUAUUCACUUCAUUAACAAAAAGCUUAUCAAUUCAAAGUUUCAUAAUUUGUGGUUUAUCUGUGCACGGAAGUUUUUACGCUUUUGGACCUUAAUUUUAAGACGUAAACAACGUAUACUUUGAAGUUGGAUGAAUGAUAAAAAAAAAUUGUAAUAUGAUGCUUAAAUGAGGUGGCAGACUAGAAUAAAAAAAAUAAAGAAAUAACAUUUUAAAGUUUGUAACAAACGGUCGUAUUGAAUACGAUGAGAGUAGUUCAAUGAACUUAUGACUUUGAUAAUCAAAAAGAAAGAGAAUAUGAAGAUAAUUGUGUCUUUAAAUUCCUGCAUAACAUAUAUUAUGUAUUAUAAGCUUUGUGGGUGAGUGUGUUUUAGUUAAAUUGAUAUUUUUUUCGUUUUUAUUUGGUAUAUUAGAUAUUUUAAGCUUACUAAUCAAUUUUUGAAUAUUUUGUUUGAACAACAAUUUGACUAAAAAAAUUAUUUUAACAAAUUUUUAUUCAUUAAAUGUUUAUGUAUAUCAAUAUAAUUUCUUGUAAUUUUAUUUAUUAAAUGUUUAUUCAUAUCAAUGUAAUUAUUUGUAAUUUUAUAUGUUUUAUAAUUUCUUGUAACAAAUUAUUUUAACAAAUUUUUAUUUAUUAAAUGUUUAUGUAUAUCAAUAAGUUAGUUAAGUUGUUCUAUUUUAGUAAACUUUUAUUGUAAUUUUAAUGAUUUCGGAUCUUUCGUUUAUAUAUUAUAAUGAAUUUGAAAAUGAAAACUAAAUUUAAAUUAUAUUUUGUAAUUUUAUAAUCUGUAAAAAUCUUACAUUAUUGAAUUUGUAAUUUAUAAAUCGCAAUUAAAAUCUUACUCAACUAUAUAACUACAAUAAUAAAUUUAGUUUGAUAAUUUUUUUAAUAAAUUAUAAAUAUUUUUUAAAAUAUUUUAAUUAAAAUCAAGAAAAACUUAUAAUUUAUAAAUAUUAAAUAAAAUGUACAUGUUAGGUUGUACUAUUGAUUUUAAAAGUAAUUAAAAUAUAUAAAUGAAUAAAAUAACCAGUUAUAUUAUAAUUAUACUACAUGUUCACUUUUCUCGUAAAAUCAGUUUUUCCAAAUUUAGGUGAAUUCUUGAUUUCUUUUUUUUGUGUGAAAACACCAUUAAAAUUUCAGUUUUUUUUUGGUGAAAACGAAAUGACAGCGCAAUAUAGAAGAGCAUGGUGGCAUGAAAAAGAGAAGGAGAAUAACUUUAUUUCUCUCUCUUCCCGCUCCUCCCUCUCUCCCUCCUCCUUUGACAUUCUACCAGAAAAGAAAAAGGAGUUGAAAUUUCAACUCUUUCGACCUAUUUCUGGAGGGCUUAUCGUUUCUACAAGCACCAUUCUUCUCCCCAAAUUUUCAUUUCCUUUAUUCUUGUCUCCUUCCGAGGAAUCCGGUUCCGGCACAAACCCAAAACAGAGAGGAGGAAAUAAUGGAAGGAGGAGGAGGGUCUGUUAACGAGUUACAUGGCGAUUCUAGUGCUGAUAUUGCGUUUGACUCAACGAUAGAGGAGCUUUGCAACAAUCUCUGUGAACUGGAGAGCUCUAAGCAGUCUCCAUCAAGGCACAUCUUUGGAUCCUAUGGUGAUGAUGAGUCAAAGAUUGAUUCUGAUCUCCAACACCUCGCUUUAGGAGAGAUGCACGAUUUAGAUAUCACCAAAGAUGAAGAAGGAGAAGAAGAGAAGGAAGUGGCAAAGCCUGAAGAUUCCGAAAUGGCAAGACCACCAAGUGCUGCUACUAAGUCAACCUCCUCAAAGUUGGAUACUGAGAAACAAGUCGGUAAGAAGAACGCGAACAUACCUAGCUCAGGACUCAGUAACGGCACGAGGAAGAAGAAAACAGGAACAGCAAAGUCACUAAACGGAAACGAAGAGCCAUCAUCUGAAAACGUGGAGCUGGCACGUUUCUUACUGAACCAAGCGAGGAACUUGGUUAGCUCCGGCGAAAACAUCAACAAAGCUCUCGAGCUAACUCUCCGAGCUAAUAAGCUCUUCGAGGCUUCCGCAAACAACGGGAAGCCGUGUUUGGAAUGGAUCAUGUGUUUCCAUGUCACAGCAGCGAUCCACUGCAGGUUAAAGGAGUACAACGAGGCGAUCCCGCUUCUUGAACGUUCCAUCGAGAUACCGGUUCUCGAAGAAGGCGAAGAGCACGCGCUAGCCAAAUUCGCUGGUCUGAUGCAGUUAGGCGACACUUACGCGAUGGUGGAGCAGCUAGAGAACUCGAUCUCCUGUUACACCGAAGGGUUGAAGAUACAGACGAAGGUUUUGGGAGACAACGAUCCAAGAGUUGGCGAAACGUGCAGAUACUUAGCUGAAGCUCUGGUGCAAGCGUUACGGUUUGACGAGGCUGAGAAGGUUUGUCAAACGGCUCUCUCUAUACAUAGAGAGAAUGGUUUACCAGCUUCGCUCGCGGAGGCGGCAGAUAGGAGGCUAAUGGGACUUAUCUGCGAGACCAAAGGAGACCACGAGAACGCCCUUGAGCAUCUGGUGUUAGCCAGCAUGGCUAUGGCGGCGAACGGACAAGAGUCUGAGGUUGCUUUUGUUGAUUCCAGCAUCGGUGACUCCUACUUGUCUUUGUCACGGUUCGAUGAAGCGAUCUGUGCUUACCAAAAGUCUCUCACAGCGCUUAAGACAUCAAAGGGAGAGAACCAUCCAGCUGUUGGUUCGAUUUACAUCCGUUUAGCUGAUCUCUACAACCGAACCGGGAAAGUUAGAGAAGCGAAGUCUUACUGUGACAACGCUCUUCGGAUAUACGAGUCGCAUAGCCUAGAGAUUUCUCCUGAGGAGAUUGCUAGCGGUCUUACGGAUAUCUCUGUGAUCUACGAGUCUAUGAACGAGGUGGAGCAAGCUGUGACGUUGUUGCAAAAGGUGCUGAAGAUAUACACUGACUCUCCUGGUCAUAAGAUGAUGAUUGUGGGUAUCGAAGCUCAGAUGGGAGUGUUGUAUUAUAUGAUGGGGAAGUACUUGGACUCGUACAACACGUUCAAGAAAGCUGUCUCGAAGCUACGUGCGACGGGGAAGAAACAAUCGACGUUUUUCGGAAUCGCGCUUAACCAAAUGGGUUUGGCUUGCGUUCAGCUCGACGCUAUAGAGGAGGCUGUUGAGUUGUUUGAAGAAGCCAAGUGUAUUUUGGAACAAGAGUGUGGUCCUUAUCAUCCUGAAACGCUUGGAUUGUACAACAACCUUGCAGGAGCUUAUGAUGCAAUUGGCAGGUUGGAUGAUGCAAUUGAGCUGCUAGGGCAUGUGGUUGGGGCUCGAGAGGAGAAUCUAGGGACAGCGAAUCCUGGAACAGAAGAGGGGAAGAGAAGGUUGGUCCAACUAUUGAAAGAAGCUGGUAAGGUUACAGGAAGGAAGGCUAAAUCCCUCCAGACUCUAAUUGAUUCUGAUCUCAUGACUUUCUCAGCUCUUCGUUAAUACAUAUCCUGUUGUUUACCUUUUUCUUCUAUAUAUAGAAAAAUGUGCAUACGUUAUUUUUUGUCAUUUGUGAUUAUUGUUUGUGGAAGUUCAUUUGUCUUUGAUUCGGUGUACUUUGGAUAACACUCUCACAUAUUUGUUUUAAUUGUUGAAUGAGAAGAUCAUUACCACUUUAGAUAACUGUUAAAGUCA